AUCCUCGAUAAAAACCAAUUCAAAAAACAAAACAACCCCUUGGUUUUCGUUGUUUUUGUUUUUUUAAUCGUCAAAAUUAUUUCUCGGCAACCCCAGCGUUACCAACCCAACCCCAAAGUCCCUAACCUUCAAACACAAAUCUCAGUUAUGUCAUCAGUAAUAAAUGGCUUUAUUAUAUUUUCGCUGAUUAUAACACUCUUCUACUUCGUCGGUCUACUAACCUUCCUCAACGACUAUGGCGAGAACAAGUGCGAAAUGACCUACAUGUUCGAAUACCCCCAAUAUGUGAAAAUCGCGCAAGAAAUCGACGAAAAGUACCCGAAGUAUGGCCUGUACGCCUACAGCGAGGGCAGCUUGACCGCCGACAGCAGAAACAUGUACUUUACCGGCAUCCCCGUGCUGUUCAUCCCCGGAAACGCGGGCUCGCAUCGACAAGCCCGGUCGCUGGCGUCGGUCGCGCUCCGGAAGGCCAAAAACGCCCGACUGCCGUUUCAUUUCGACCACUUCGGGAUCGACGUCAACAACGAGUUCAGCGGCUUGAACGGGGCGGUGCUUUUGGACCAAUUCGAGUACGCGAAUUGCUCGAUUUACAGGAUCUUGGACUUGUACAAAGAGCGCAAGAACCAACCGAAGUCUGUGAUAUUGUAUGCCCACUCUGUUGGUGGCGUCGUUGCCCGCCGUUUGGUCGAGACCCUCCCUGAAGGUUUAAUAUCCAUCGUUUUGACUCUGGCAUCCCCCCAUCGCAGAAUCCCGUUGACCCUGGACUCUUAUAUCUACGAUUUUUAUAAAGCUUUGAACGAUACUAAACCUUCAAAUACAACUUUUGUUAGUGUUACAGGGGGUAACGACGAUUUUCUGGUGCCUUCGUUUCUGACUUCUUUGACAUAUCCUGAUGCUAUCAACGUUGCAACCACUCACAUCCCGCGCACGUGGUUGUCAGCUGACCACAUUUGUAUCACGUGGUGUAAACAACUGAUUUUGGCGCUAAACAGAGCCCUCUUUGAUUCGGUAGAUCCAAAAACUAAACAAAUAUCGACAGAUCCCCAAUUUCGUAAAAACAUGUUCCGCCACCAUUUAGUUCAUCACAACGGCCUUAACCCUCUUUUACGUGACGGUUACCCCAACAGUAAAGCCAACAUUCGCAAUCACGGGGACUGGAUCGAACCCCUGGGUAGACAAUACGUCGUAAACGUACCCCCACGCAAUAGUAGCCCCAAAUUCUACAUGUUGAGGCUGCUGGAUCAGCCCCAACAUGAAGCCGCCACUGUAGUCGCUCUCAAUUUGGAGACAGUUGAUUGGGCUUUCGUGUGUGGGGCGCACAUCCCCAAUGACAAGACCCGAGUCUGUGAGGAAUUCACCCAUUUGUCGCACUUGUCUGAACUGUCACCCUCGCACCACUAUAAAAGACGCGCCCUCACUGUAAACAUGCGCGAUUUGAUGAAAACCAACCCCGAUUGGACUCACGUGGUCUUAAGGGUACUACCAACUGACGAAACUGUUAUUUUCCACGUCGAUAUUUACAACCCCUCGGAACGUCAACAAGUUGUAGAAUUACCGCACAUGUUGUCGAUGAAGCGGCAAACGCUAGUCGCUCAAACGCCAGAAAAAGCCGUUCAUUUUGAGUUGGUAGUACCGCAGUUGUACCGGGUCAUGCAGUCGUACCAACUGUUCGUCGAAUCGAUGAACUGUACGUACGAAAUGAGGCAGGCCACUGCGACGCUCAAAGUACCAUGGGGACACCAAAACCACCACAAGUUCUUCAUACAUGAUGACGAUGGACCGUUUCAUGUGAGGUUAUACGAGUCCAGACCUGAGUGGGCCUCAAAUCAGUCGGCUGUGAUCGAACUGACCCUUGACCCGAACUGUCGAUAUAAGGUUAGUAUUCGUUCUUGGUUUCCUGGAAUCAUGGGACAAAUGGCCCGACUUUAUUCCCCGCUGUUGCUCGUUAAUGUAGCAGCGGUGGUCCUAAUGACGUUGAAUGCGCAGAUGAGACAUAUGGAAGACAAUCGGGAUUGUUCGUUCUUUUUCGUGGCGCUAAAAGAGGGAGUGAAGCCGUACUAUAUACUCACGACCGUAAAACUAGUUUCUAAGUUUUUGAGCGUUAAGCCCUUCAUUAAUAAUUUCCCGGCUCCUGAUAGGCUGGUCAUGUCUCAGGAAGGCAACGAUUUUUUUUUGUUGCCACUACUGGCUUACAUUUGCAGUGUUGGUAUUGUGUGGCUCUUGGGAAUCGUCUUGUCAGUGUCUUUGAUCGUGUGUGAAACCACAGUACAUAAGUUAGCUCUAAAAUUUUUAGCAAAAACUGUCAGUUUCACGGUGAGUUGGUCGGACUACGUGAUGUCCGCUUUACACAAAGUCCCUUGUGUAGUGGCAGCGGUUUUAGUCGGUCUUAGUUUAACAACCACGGGAAGUCUAGCCCUCUGCGUCGGAACCGUUUUCUAUUUCAUGCGGUUGACCCAACACUCGCAAGACUACAUCGAAGAACUACUCUGGUACUACCUGCGAAAAAUCGGCGACAAGUUCAAACGGCCCAAACCAAAAGAGGAAAAAGAACAACCCAAGAAAGAAGAAAAACCAAGCACGAGUGAAGAAAGCAGCGACUUGGAAGACCUCCUCGAGAAGAAAGAACCCAGCAAUAAUAAUAACAAUAACACUGACGCGGAAACGUCAGCUCACGACGCCAUGUUUUUCCACAUGACCAUAUUUUUCGUAUGGUGUUUGGUGACGAUCAUCAACGUGCCGUCGGUGCUGACGUGGGCUCACAAUUUUAAGUACAGUACGACGCUCAACCCGGACCCUUCGUUCCUGCCAGGUUUGAUCAUGAGCAUUUGUGCGCUGCCGCUGUGGCAGUUCGAUUGGCCGAAAAUCGAAAGGAGGGGCUACAAGGGGAUCGGGCUGUUUAUUAACGUGUUGGCGGUGGCGAGUCUGAUUUAUGCGCCGAUUUCGAUUUUUAGGUUAAAUUAUACGCUUACUGCCGCCGUGGUGGUGGUGACUUUGCAGCAGUUGGCGGCGCCGAAUAGGGUUUUGAGUGCAGGGGCGGCUCGAGAACGACCGAACUUGUACGAAAUGAUGAAGGCCAAACUGGAGUAGAAGCAGCGAUUUUUUUGGAUUCUAGUCAUGCCAAGCUGUGCUUUUGCUUAGAAAAUUGAGCCUAGCCUGAUCGUACUAAUCUUUUUACAUGUAUACGGAUUUUUUUAUAUAUUUAUUUGUAUCGUAGACGAUAGUAUUAAAUUUGAUCUCUAGUAGAACACUUCUUGAUAUUUACAUAUCGAGUUUUUUUUUUAUUGAACAAAUAAAUGUUUUGCAGUUCUAAACUUUAAUGUAAAAUGACGUUGGUUAUGAUUGUGUAGGAGCAGGUUGACGUGGUCAGGUGCUAAGUUUGAUUGUUAGAUUGUUGAAAUUUUGACUCUGUUAUUAAUGUUGUUCUUAGUUUUUACAAUGAAACUAUGUAGUUGUGUUGUGCCGGGUAAGGGUAAGUUCGCUGUUAUUUCCAGUCACUUUGCUUUAAUUGUUUUUGAAACACAACUGAAUGUUUCACGAUGAGCAAUAAAAAAACUAAAUAAAAAUAAUUUUGUAACUGUCUA
This is a messenger RNA of Zophobas morio, 3581 nucleotides long. RefSeq names its product GPI inositol-deacylase-like. Bases 148 to 3087 code for a protein of 979 amino acids. Gene Ontology annotation, molecular function: phosphatidylinositol deacylase activity. The transcript has 14 exons. Gene Ontology annotation, biological process: endoplasmic reticulum to Golgi vesicle-mediated transport; GPI anchor metabolic process. Gene Ontology annotation, cellular component: endoplasmic reticulum. The record is from RefSeq and is a predicted model, not a curated record. NCBI's taxonomy places the organism in Eukaryota, Metazoa, Arthropoda, Insecta, Coleoptera, Tenebrionidae.